AUGACCACCCCGACCACCCCCAUCACCCCCAUCACCCCCAUCACCCCCUCUUCCACCCCCUUUGCCGACACCUAUAAAAAGGUGCUCGAGUCCCGCCGCCCUCCUCGUCCUACCCUCCGCCGCAACAACGCCAGCCUCAACCUGGUUUCCCUAGCCACCGCAAUCGACGGAGAGGACGAGUUCGGUAUCACUACCGAACCGACCACUCCCGCGGUCACCCCCGCCCCCGACCCCCUCGCGACUCUCCCCACCUCUGCCCCUCCCCAAGCCACUCCUGGAGCCUCUCCGACCCCCGCCGCAUCCCCCACGACCACUGGAGCCGCCCCCGCCCCUCCAGCGACGCACCCCGCCGCUCGCCAGCGGCGCCUCUCGGCCCCCAACCUCCAGCCCCAGUCGCCGCUCCAUCGCCCAGUGACCCGCCACCGGCGCCGCCUGUCAGCCCCCGGCGCCCUCCAGACCCCGUUCGUCUCCCACGGACCGCCGCGGACGGUCAAUGAGCGCGCCUUCGCUCGUAUUUUAGCUCAACGUGAGGCAACGGUCGAAGACCCGCCCGAGCCGCGCACCGACGACAUCGUUGUCUCCCUCGCGCUGGGCAGCUACAACGAGAACACAAUCCUCCCAUCGCCCUUCUACAAGGCGCGCGCACGCCAGGUGCUCAAGCUGAAGAAGAUCCUUGGGUUGAAGAACUGGCGCUUCUGGGCUCCCACCUUCCCUCCGCACAGCCGUGCACCAGGACCGGGCUGCACGAUCUACGCGUACGUCCCGCCCGCGAGUGUCGUUGGUGCCAUGGUGCUCGACAGCGGCCACCUGAAGCGCCUUAUCACGCACUUUGCGCCGCUGGACAAGGAGUUCGCAGCCUACCAGGCCGAUCACGUCAGCCACGCCCCCCGAGAGCGUAACGACGAGUUCCUGAGCCUCGAGAACCGCGCCAAGCUCAUCCAGAGCUCGCGCCACUACUCCCGCUUCGCCACGACGCUCGGCUAUCGACGCGUCCUGUCGUCCGCGGUCGACACGCUGUACACCGGCUUUCUGGAGUUCGGUAAGGAGCGCCCCCGUGGGCUGCUCGACCGCCGCCGCUCCAGCAUCGAGUACGCGAUCAACCAGCCCCAGCCCCACAACCCCGUUGGCCACAAGCACGAGGCGCACGGCCACGAGCACCACCACCACGCGCACCCGCACCACGAGCACCAUGACCCUAACUCGCACCCCCAGAAGACGGCCGAGUUCCAGGCUGAGAACGCCGCUGCGCACGCCAAGCCGGAGGAGAAGAAGUAG
Molecule: messenger RNA, 1275 nt
Organism: Vanrija pseudolonga
Lineage: Eukaryota; Fungi; Basidiomycota; Tremellomycetes; Trichosporonales; Trichosporonaceae
Exons: 4
Coding region: 1-1275 (424 amino acids)
Cellular component (GO): plasma membrane
Source: RefSeq, a predicted model, not a curated record